Thelazia callipaeda (thelaziosis nematode) is the source of this 270-nucleotide messenger RNA. The record is from the annotation of a GenBank genome assembly. Lineage: Eukaryota; Metazoa; Nematoda; Chromadorea; Rhabditida; Thelaziidae.
UUGAUAUCUAAUUGUAAUUACAGCUGGGUACAAGUAGCUUGUCCACGCUUAUCAAUUGAUUGGGGUUCGGCCUUCGAUAAACCACUUUUAACACCUUACGAAUUGGCUACUGUGCUUGAAUAUGUUCCAUUCCUGACUCACUCUUAUCCGAUGGAUUUCUAUGCAAAUGAGAGUCUAGGACCAUGGACAAAUAAUCACGGACUUCACAGAGUCAACACUUCCAAGCGUUCGAAACGAGAUCAUGUUACAAUUGUUGCAUCACAAAAUUGA